Carcharodon carcharias (great white shark) is the source of this 2229-nucleotide messenger RNA. Its product is annotated as M-phase inducer phosphatase 1-B-like. Gene Ontology annotation, cellular component: nucleus; cytoplasm. Gene Ontology annotation, biological process: positive regulation of G2/M transition of mitotic cell cycle; G2/M transition of mitotic cell cycle; protein dephosphorylation. Lineage: Eukaryota; Metazoa; Chordata; Chondrichthyes; Lamniformes; Lamnidae. The record is from RefSeq and is a predicted model, not a curated record. The transcript has 15 exons. Gene Ontology annotation, molecular function: protein tyrosine phosphatase activity. The coding region runs from base 711 to 2168 and encodes 485 amino acids.
AGAGAGAGAGAGUAGAUCCUGUAUACUAGGAGUUAGAGUGAGAGAGAAAGAUAGAUAGAUUAGGCCAUGUAUAUUGGGAGUGAGAAAGAGAGAUGAGACCCUGUAUACUGUGAGUUUGAGUGAGAAAACAUCAGAGAUUAGAUCCUGUAUGCUGGGAGUUAGGGAGAGAGAAAGAUAGAUUAGACCCUGUAUAUUGGGAGUCAGGAUGUUUGAGAGAGAGAGACAAUAGAUCCUGUUUACUGAGAAUUAGAAAGAGAGAGAGGACUCUGUUUCCUUGGAAUUGGGUUGAGAGAGAGAGAAGGAAAAAGACCCUGGGUGUUGGAAGUUGCGAUUGGAAAACGAGAGACCAGAUCCUCUACUGGGAAUUGGGAGAAGACAUAAAUGAAACUUUUCCACCUUUAGGAAUAGGUGUGUGAGAGAGGGAAAAAAAUCUCUCCCUGUAUUUGGUAGUGGACAAGUGGAAGCAACAGCAAAUCUUUUCCAAGUGCUGGUUGGAGGCUAUUUAGAAUAAUAGGCAAUAACCCUAGGCAGUUCCAAGCUUUGCCAGCUUGGCUUGGGUUUGGUGAAUUAUAGGUUUGGUGAAGGCAUGCCACCUGCCUGACCAGUUUGAGUCAGAAAGAAAUCUAUGGACCUGUAACCUAAAUGCAACCUUGACAUUUGACAGCACUCUACUUCUCAAAUCUGAAGAGGUUUUUGGAAUCUGGAUUGCAAUGAUGGAUGAAUGUGAAGAUAGUUCCAUGGCCCUUAGUCCUGACUUUUGUCCAAGUUUCCGACUGAGUUCCAAGAAGUUGCUAUCUAUGAUCUGGGACACCAAUUCUUCUAUGCCCUUCUCCCCUGAGCCUAUGACCUCGCCUAAUUGUGCUCUCAACAUGAGUAAUCUUAGCUCCUGUGAUGGUGACACUCCAAGACGUUGCCUGGACAUGUCAAAUCUGAGUAAUGGAGGUGAGACGUCAGCAUCUCCAGAGUUUGUAGGCAGGGGUUUAUGCCUUGACUCGCCUGGUCUAACAGAUGUGCAGUCCAGUGAAUUCAAGCAGCCCGUAGGAAGAACACAAGCACUUCUGCCGAAGGUUCUCUGCAGCAGUCCUAUGUUCGGAGUGUAUGGCUCUCGGAACCUAGUCCAGGACCGCAAGGAUUUUGGAAGUCUGGGACCCAACAAGGAAAAUGAAAGUGACUGGUCUAGGAGGCCCCUUUCCUCAGCUCCCAGGACAACAUCACAAGAUCCAGAAGUCUGUGGCACAACAUCUUCCACAUCCUUUCUGGGAAAUAAGAACAUGACUAUGUCCACCAGCAUGGCGGCUCUUCUUACCAGCAAUCUCAUGAACCAGGGAAUGGACUUAAGCACGGUGCCAGUCCGCAAGAGUAGGCCAGGCUUGUUUCGGUCACCCUCUAUGCCAGAGAAGUUGCACAGACCUUUCCUGAAAAGAUUGGAGCGAUCUCCUGAAGUAGACACUCCAGUGAAGACUAAGCGGCAGAAGAGUUUUGGAGGCUCCUCGAAGGAUGAAGAUCAGGAGAAGCAGGAAAACCAAUUCAUAAGACAUGCCAUGACCGGCAAUAUUGACAAGGCAAACGUUUUGGAUGAGGAGAGGAAUGCCAUGGAGCUGAUAGGGAACUUUUCCAAAGUGUAUGCAUUGCCCACAGUAAUGGGUAAGCACGAGGAUCUGAAGUACAUCAGCUCAGAAACGAUGGCCAAGGUGCUAUGUGGAGAAUAUGAUCACCUUUUAGAAGGAGUCCAUAUUGUUGACUGCCGUUACCCAUAUGAGUUUAAAGGAGGACAUAUCAGGGGUGCCCUGAACCUUCACAAAGCAGAUGAUAUUGUUGACUGUUUCCUAAAGCAGCCCAUUGUACCCAAAUCCAAAGAUAAGAGAUUGAUCAUCAUUUUUCACUGUGAAUUUUCAUCAGAACGAGGACCAAAGAUGUGUCGCUUGUUGCGGGAGGAGGACAGAAGUAUGAACGAGUACCCAAAUCUGUACUAUCCAGAGCUCUACAUACUGAAAGGAGGGUAUAAGGCUUUCUUUCCUCAAUUCAUGAGUUACUGUGACCCACCCAAGUACUGUCCCAUGGAUCAUGAAGACUUCCAGGAGGAGAUGUUGAAGUUGCGGAAAAAGAGUAAAUCUUGGGCAGGAGAACGUCGGAGAUGGGACCUAAUCUCGAGAUUGAAGAAGAUGUGAUUGGAUGUGAGAAAAAGGCAAUGGAACUCUCUCUUGUCAUUUAAUAAACACUGUCUUUUUA